Mycetomoellerius zeteki is the source of this 1571-nucleotide messenger RNA. Its product is annotated as cytochrome P450 4C1-like. The transcript is spliced from 12 exons. Lineage: Eukaryota; Metazoa; Arthropoda; Insecta; Hymenoptera; Formicidae. Gene Ontology annotation, molecular function: monooxygenase activity; oxidoreductase activity, acting on paired donors, with incorporation or reduction of molecular oxygen; iron ion binding. The record is from RefSeq and is a predicted model, not a curated record.
UGAUUAUAUAUAUUUGAUCAAUAAUGUUUGUUAUUGUAUUGCUAUUACUUGUUUUUAUAUUAUUGUAUAACUAUUAUGUGCAUUAUGGAAAAACCGGACGAUUCGUUAACCUAAUACCAGGACCAAUAUGUUAUCCAAUUAUUGGAAAUGCAUACCUAUUAUUCGGUUCACGAGAAGUACUAUGGAAUCGUCUGAUUACCUUUACUAAUCGGUACUAUCCCAUUUGCAAAUUUUGGAUAUUCUUUAUACCCGUUAUAUCCAUCCGUCAUCCGGAUGAUCUGGAGACAAUACUAAGCAACCCGAAACAAAUAAAAAAGAGUUUUAUUUAUGAUAAUUUCAAACCCUGGCUCAGAGCUGGUCUUCUCAUUAGUAAAGGUGCCAAAUGGCAUUCACGGCGAAAGAUAUUAACUUCUACACUUCAUUUUAAUAUACUGCAACGGUUUGUUGAGAUUUUGGACAAAGGAAGCAAAAAUAUGAUAAAGUCCUUGAAAAAAGCAGAAGGCACAGUUGUAAAAGAUUUAUCACCAUUUAUUAGUGAACAUACACUGAAUGCAAUAUGUGAAACUUCUAUGGGCACUUCUCUAAAAGAUCUCGGUGAGUUCCAACAACAGUAUCGAAAAGCAAUUCACCAAAUGGGCGAGCUUUUUAUUUAUAGAUUUACAAGACCGUGGCUGCGCUUUGACUGGAUAUUCUCAUUGACGCCAAAAGGCAGAGAACAAGCGAAGGUUCUAAAAAUAUUGCAUGGAUUUACUGAACGAAUUAUUGCCGAAAGAAAACUUUACCAUGAACAAACUAAUGGUCAAUAUUUGAAAAGCUUUGACAAUGAUAUAUCAGCAGAAGAAGAUGACGCAAAAACGAUUGGAACGCGAAGAAAGGAGCUUGCAAUGUUGGAUCUUCUCAUAGCGACAUCUCAUGAAGGUCUCAUGACUGAUUUAGAUAUUAGGGAGGAAAUUGACACUUUUAUGUUCGGGGGCCAUGAUACUACAUCGUCAAGUUUAUGCUUCAUUUUGGCAUUAUUAGCUGAACACAAGGACAUUCAGGAUCGUGUCAGAAACGAAGUCGACAUUGCUAUGCAAGAGAAUGAAGAUAAAUUAACUAUGUAAUUUUUGCAUCAACUAUCAUAUUUAGAAAGAUGUAUAAAAGAAGCGUUGCGCUUGCAUAAUGUCGUAUUUUUUAUAUCACGCGUAUGUGAAGAAGAUGUAAAACUACAGUCAUAUUUAGUACCUGCUGGAACCACCCUGCAUCUUGAUAUUAACGGAAUUCACAGAGAUCCCAAUUUUUGGCCAAAUCCAGAGGUAUUUGAUCCUGAUAGAUUUUUGCCCGAGAAGAUCCGAAAUCGUCACCCUUACUCAUAUAUACCAUUCAGUGCUGGACCACGUAAUUGUAUCGGACAACGAUAUGCUAUGUUGCAAAUGAAGAUGAUAGCAGCUUCUUUGAUUCAUCAUUUCUACUUGGAACCCGUUGAUUAUAUAAAGGAUGUUCGGCUGCAGAUUGAGAUCGUAAUACAUCCUCAUCCACUUCGUGUACGAUUUGUUCCAGUUUUGCAAAAUUAAUACAAACAAAAACAGAAA